AAAGCAAUAUUGUCUGACAUGACAGCAAAAAAUGUUGGUGUGACUUCCACAAAUGGAGACUUGAAGGGAUUUAUAGAUCAGAACCAGAGUCCAACAAAAGGUAAUAUUUCAAUAAUCACAUUACCGGUUUCCAGCACCAACUCCCCAACUAAGAUUUUGCCAAAAACUUUAGGACCAAUCAAUGUCAAUGUUGGACCCCAAAUGAUCAUAAGUACAUCACAAAGACUGACCAAUUCAGGGAGUGUUCUGAUUGGGAAUCCAUAUAACCCAGCUCCAACAAUGGUCACACAGGCACACAUAAUGGAAACUUCUGGCUGGGUCCCAGGGGACAAAAAGCGGGCUCGAGAAUUUAUAGAAUCAGAUUUCUCAGAAACUAAGAGGAGCAAAAAAGGAGAUAAAAAUGGAAAGGGUCUGAGGCAUUUUUCAAUGAAAGUCUGUGAAAAAGUUCAGCUUAAAGGAACAACUUCAUACAAUGAAGUCGCUGAUGAACUGGUGUCAGAAUUCACAAACAGCCAUCUAGCUACAGAUUCGCAAGCUUAUGAUCAGAAGAAUAUUAGACGGAGAGUUUACGAUGCCCUUAAUGUCCUGAUGGCAAUGAACAUCAUUUCCAAGGAGAAGAAGGAAAUUAGAUGGAUUGGCCUUCCUACAAACUCAGCUCAGGAGUGUCAGAAUCUAGAGAUAGAAAAACAGAAGCGGAUUGAAAGGAUAAAACAGAAGCGAGCCCAACUACAAGAACUGCUGCUGCAGCAAAUAGCAUUCAAAAACUUGGUACAAAGAAAUCAGCAAAAUGAACAACAAAAUCAAGGUGCCCCAGCUUUGAACUCAACAAUACAGCUGCCUUUCUUAAUAGUCAACACUAGCAAAAGAACAGUUAUAGACUGCAGCAUAUCAAGUGAUAAAUUUGAAUACCUCUUUAACUUCGAUAACACUUUUGAGAUUCAUGACGACAGUGAGGUGCUGAAGAGAAUGGGAAUGUCCUUUGGGCUUGAGGUGGGCAAAUGCUCGGCUGAGGACCUAAGAACUGCAAAAUCACUAGUGCCAAAAGCCUUGGAAGGCUACAUCACAGAUAUGUCUGCAGAGUUUUCGUGGAUAAAUGAAGGGUUACUUUCAAGUUCAGCACAAGCAGUUUCACAUUUAGACGUAGCAGGAGAUGCUUCUGAUGCUAACUCAAGUGAGAAUCCAGGGCUGUGUUUGGAUGCUGAAGUGGCCUUAGCAACUGGGCAGUUUCGUGCCCCUAGUAAUCAACAGUCCAGCAGCGCAACGUCACGCUACUCUGAAUCACGGGGGGAAACUCCAUGCUCGUUCAAUGAUGAAGAUGAAGAGGAUGAAGAUGAAGAUUCUUCCUCCCCAGAAUAA
Messenger RNA from Indicator indicator, 1356 nucleotides. RefSeq names its product transcription factor Dp-2 (gene TFDP2). The transcript has 12 exons. The record is from RefSeq and is a predicted model, not a curated record. The coding region runs from base 19 to 1356 and encodes 445 amino acids. Lineage: Eukaryota; Metazoa; Chordata; Aves; Piciformes; Indicatoridae. Gene Ontology annotation, biological process: regulation of cell cycle; regulation of transcription by RNA polymerase II. Gene Ontology annotation, cellular component: transcription regulator complex; nucleus. Gene Ontology annotation, molecular function: DNA-binding transcription factor activity, RNA polymerase II-specific; RNA polymerase II transcription regulatory region sequence-specific DNA binding.